Molecule: messenger RNA, 13178 nt
Organism: Amaranthus tricolor (Joseph's coat)
Lineage: Eukaryota; Viridiplantae; Streptophyta; Magnoliopsida; Caryophyllales; Amaranthaceae
Exons: 5
Coding region: 12392-13087 (231 amino acids)
Source: RefSeq, a predicted model, not a curated record
AACCAUCCCCAUUUCCCUCGCAAUUCAGAAACCCACGCACGAACACAUUCCCUCACAAACCCCAUUCCCGCACACCCUACCACAGCGAUUAUCACCUGCCCACCGGAGCGUCUGCCGCCUGCACGCCGGAGUUUCAGCCGCCUUCUGCACACCGGUGCUGCCGCUACGCUGCAGCGUUGAACCCUUCAGCCACCUCUCAAAUAACUCACGAUAAGUUUUUUUUUUUUUUUGCCUUUUUUUCUUUGAAUUUCUUGUUCUUGUUUCCUGUUGAUUCCCUCAAUUUAUGGGUGGUUCUUUGAAUUUCUUGGGCUUUGUUGUAAUUAUCAGAUUAAUGUAUGUGUAUUUCAUCAGUUUAUGAUUUUGUUUAUAGAUUUUUAUUUAUUCAUUGAUUGAUUUUUAUUUACAAGUAUUUUUAUUUAUUGAUUUCUAGUUUCAUUUCAAUUCCUAAAUUAUUUUUACUUUCUUUUUUAAUCCUGAAGAUUUUUGUGUUGCCUUCAUGGGUCCUUCCUUCAAUGUUUUUAGUUCGAAUCCUGAAGAUUUGAUUUUUAUAGGUUUUGGUUAGUUUAAUUUUCAUAUUUGGAAAUUGGCAUUGGAGAAAUUUGUGUUACAUUAUGUUAGGUUUUUGUGGGAGUAGAAGCAAUUGAUGUAGAAAUUAGGAAUUGGGUUGGAAAAUGGAGUCUUUCAGAUUCAAACUAUUUUGAUGCGUAAACUUUAUAUUAAGGUAAGUGAUGAGCAUUUGAUUUGUCUGAUCCUUUACUUGCUUAAGCAUUUAUGUGUCUGCAUCAUUAAUUAGUAUUUGUUAAGAUAUAGAUUGAGUCAAUUUUGUGGUUCAUUAUUGUUUGAUUAAAGCUUGUUUCUCCUACAAAAGUCAUCCGUUCUACCAACUGAGCUAAGGUCGGAUCAUGUUACUAUGAUCUACUUCGCUUUCUGCAUUUCUAUUCAUCUUCUUUGAUUAAUUCCACUAGUUGAUUUUGCUGAAUUGUUUUAUGUCCACCAAUUUGUUUUAUGUCUGCUAAGUUAAUUUUUAGUAAUGUUCGCUUGUUAGAAUCUUUUUAGGUGUUUACUAUGCUAAUCGUUUUAGAGAAUUUUACGGUAUUGAAUUUUUAUUGACAAUGUAAUUCGUUCAAAAUUGAAUUUGCUCAACUUGCGGUUUAGCUAGAUUUGUGGUUGUGACUUUGAUAUUGAAAAUCACCCACAAAGUUAGAAUGUUUUGAUUUGUUGGGGGAUACAAAAGUCUUGCAUAGUUGGACUGUAGCUAAGCUCUUCCCCUUUUUUUGAGUAGUCUAGUGACCAAGAACCAAUAGUUUUUGGUGUCCAUAAGAGAUCUAAUUUGCAUCGAACCUAAUAUUGAACUUGGAGUGGAUGUGUUUUUGAGUUUUAUUGCUAAUUACUACCUUCGCCCCUUUGAAAUUCCUUCACUUUUCUUUUUAAUUGCUAAAUUUUUUGUAAUUCAUACUGUUCUCCUGAUUUUGCUACAACUCCGAAAUGUCUCUAUUACUUUUAUUAGUUCUCGUCGACACAUAUUUUCUACUUUAAUACAAUCUACACAUUUUAAAAUAUUUGUAAGUUUGGUUUCUAUUUGGCAUCUUUUUGAUGUGGUUUGAAUUGCACUUGGUGCAUUAUGAAUGGAGAGCUUGUUUGAAUAUAUUUCAUAAGUUUAUAUGAUUUGAAAAUUAUUUUAACAAUAAUGGAACAAAAACAAUAAAGUGCAGCAACAAUGAAACAAAAAAAUCCCUUGGGUUGCUCACGACCUUAGUUUUUGAAAAUGUUGUGAUUCAAUAGAAGUAGAUUAAAUAUUGAAAUCUUUUCCCUUCAAUGACGUUUUGAUGCAUAUAUUGUGUUCUUCAUGUUUAAAUUAGCUUGAGUAGUCUCAAGGGAAUUCUGUGAUGUUUAACGGUAUUUUCUCUUUUUUGCUUUGUAGACUCAAUUAAGAACGGGAACAGCAACAAGAGGGGGGGUGAAUUGUUGUUGUUACUAGUUUAAGCGUUUUUGCCCUAUUUUUGCGGAAUUGAAUAAAAUAAAUAAAGCUUAAACUUAGAGCGAAAUAAUUAAAAGAGACAAACGAUUUUUACGUGGAAACCUUCUAGGCCUAAAUAGAAGGAAAAAACCACGACCCCUCGGGAUUUCUAAAUUCUCCACUAUGUUUAAGGCAACUCGUUACAAUUACAUUAAACAUCUUACUUCACUCGAAGCGCAUCAACUAGGCCAACUCUUCUCUCUUAAAUUGCUUCACUCAAAGCAACAAACUUAGCUUCACUAAAAGCUAAUUCUCACCACUAGCUUCACUAGAAGCUUUCUCCUUAGCUUUACUCAAAGCUAAUCUCUUCUCUAGCUUCAUUAAAAGCUAUCUAAUUUCCCCCUUAGACUCACCCGAGUCUAAUUACAAAUUCUCUCAAAAACCCUUACAAAGGAUAAAAAUUCUCUAAAAAUAAAAUCAAUGAGUUGCACAAGAAAAUAUUAUAAAUUAAUUGGCAUUUUAAAAACAAAAUUUUCUUGUAAAAAUUCUCCCAAAAUUACGUAUGAUUUAAUGGCUCAUACUAAGGCGAGUUUUGAAUAAUAACCGAGCCCACUAUUUAUAAAGCUAAAAUCCCUAAGAAUAAGGAAUAUUCCAAUCCAUUAUCCCAUUAUCAAAAGAUCAUGGGAGUAAUGUGGAUUUUAAUAACCAAGUCUUCCUACGGUUAAUCUUAAAAAUAGGCAUUUAAAGUUGACCAAUUCAAGCCCACGGUUAUUUAGCAAUAACCGCUGUUCCCUAAUAAUAGGUUCUGUUCCCUUUAAGGCAGCAGUUUUACAAACAGCUGUUCCUGUUCCAGUACUAAUUGCUGGAACGUGUUUGCUAUAAAUAGAAACGGUUAUACUGAUUGGGAAUGAUUACUUGCUAACUUUUAGGAAUAAAGACGGUUUAGAAUGAUAGCUAAGACCCAUUCAACAACCACUAUGUCUAUUUUUAGCAAAUCCAAAAUUUACUAAAUAUAGAUCCUAAAAUAAAGGAUCUUUAUUUAGAGGCUCAUACGUAAAGUAAUUUUAAGAAAACUUUUUGCCAAUUAAUUAUAAUAAUUAAUAAAUGCAACAAAUUAACUUUAUUUAAUACAUUAACUAAAAAUAAUAAUUAUAAAUAAAUAACCAGAAUUUCCAGUUAACGUAGGUUGACUCCAGUUCAGGAACAGUGCGCUGUUUCCAGAAUCCAGUUUUGCUAGAACAUCCAACUUAGGAACAGUAGACCUGCUGUCUCCAUUUUACAUCCCAAGCGAUAUACUUCUUCUAACAUCCCUUGAAUCCUUUUGACACGUGCAUUCCCAUGAACUAAGCUAUAGGUACUUUCAACGAUCACAAUUAAUCGGAUAUCGACCUGCACACAAUCUCUAAACACAUAUUUGUUUAAAUAAAGUGUAGUCAUCAUCAAAACUCAAGAGGUCCAACAAAUUCCCCCUUUUUGAUGAUGACAAACUUUUAAACAAACUUAAAAUAAAAUUAGAGUAAAAUCAAUAUUAUAGAGCAUGUCAGAGAUUAAAACAACUCUACAUAACUUAGUAAAUUAACUCGUUACAAUUUAAUUUACUAAGCAAUCAUAGCAACACAGUUUACUCCAUAUAGUAUAAAAACACAAUAUAAAAUAUAUGUUUUUAAAUAGUUUCCAAAAAUAGUUAACAUAAAUCACUAAGUAUUUCAAAUUAAUAACUUUGAAAUCAGAACAAUUAAUCAUAUAAUCAGAGCAUAUAUCUUAUACUCCUAUCAACAGAACAUUCAAAACUAUUAUUAGAACAAUUCAUCAUCAGAAUCAUCAGAGCAACAAUUCAUCAAAUAACUUCUAUUAUCAGAGCAAUAUAAAUCAAUCUUGAUCAUAAGUAUCAGAGCAUUAAGCAUUAACAAAAGGUGUUAACUAUAUACUGACAAUAGAUUAACUAUACUUUGACAAUCACAGCAAAAUCAGCAAGCAAUAAACAAGCAAUAAACAAUCAUCAGCAGCACACAGCCAAACAGCCUUAGAUCAUGAAUCAUAACCUUAAUCCUAAAGUCCAACAUAAUAGAUAUUAUCAGAUCUAAGCAUACUCAAGCAUUAUUUAAGUUUGUGUCAAAUAUUCCCCCUUUUGACAUCAUUCAAAAAGAAUUGGAGCAAUCAAACCACAACACUAAGCAUAUAGACAUAGUCAAAGAGAGAAUAAGGAUGCACAAAGUAAAAAGCAAUAACAACGAAUGCAAACAAGAUCAGCUAUGAUUAAUCGUCACAGAUAUUUAGUAGCAUAAAGGAAAUUGUUCAACAUAUUAUCAUUGUUAAAGGAUGUACCCCAGCUGGUACCAAAAAAAAUUGUUUGAUAAUAGAGAUGAUUGCAAUAAUUAAGAAAAUAUGAUGAUUAUCAGGAGAAAUUAAGAUGCAGGAGCUUCUUCAUCUAUAUAUUCUGUUUCCACCUCUACUGUGUCAAGCUUGGCCCCCAAACGUGCUUCCAUUUGGUCCAUUUGAGCAGAUAGUGAGGCAAUAGAAACACGAAUUUCAUCUUUAAAAACAAGGAAGCUAGACUGAAAUUCUAUGACUUUUAGGAGAAUGGAGGAUAGAGGGGCUGUAGGAACUACAGUGUCACGUAAACCUAGAUUUGGUGAUGUGUGUACUGGUGGUGGUGAUGAUGGUAUAGGUGACUGUGGUGGUGAAGAUGGUUGAAUUGGUGAUUGUGUGGCAGGUUUAGGUGAGGAAGGAUGGCUUGGUUCAUCUGUUGUGUAUGAGGCUGAGUCAUCAUCAAUAAUAACAACAGGUUUCUUUCCUUUGGAAGCUAGCCUACGACUCUUCCUAAGGUUUGAACCGGGUAAAGAACUCUCCUCAUCUUUUUCUUCUUCUUUCUCCACAGCAUCCUCCACGGGUUCCUUCUCAACUUCCCCCUUACAUGAAUUUUCCUACUGUUCCUCUUCAGAAUGCCCCUCUGCCUUCUUAGUGGCAGAUGGAACAGGCUCCUGUUCCUCCUUAUUUACUUCCUCCUCCUCAACUUUUUCUUCAUUUUCUUCUUCAUUUGUGCCCUCAGAUUGUUCAAAAAUAUUCUCAAGAGUCCUAUUUUCAUUAAUCUUAGAUGCAAGUUAUUCAAACACUUAACACCUACUUUGUUGUUUAGACCCAUGGGAUAAUUUGGACCAUCAAGAGGAACACCCAAUUUCUUAAAUAUCCAGGUCAACAGUCCACCAUAUCCUAACACAUUACCCUUAAAAAUACAAUCAUUCAAAUGACAAAUCAUUAAAGAAGGAAAAUUAAUCUUGAUGUGGUUCGCCAGACAGUAGAUCAACGUAGCAUCCCUCAAACUAACCUCACUUCUUUUGGAUGUGCGAGGCAAAAUAAAUCUUCUUGCUAUGUUGUACAACAGUUUGUGCAUUGGUGAUAGCACAUUAUGACUAACUUUUCCUCUUUUUUCAUUCAACCCUAAAAACUUCCAAACUGACUUCUCAUUUAUACCAGAAAAAUUAAUUUUUGACCCAACAACAUAUCUAUCAAAACCAGUCGAGGGAACACCCAACCAUCCUCCUAAAAUCAGGUUAUUAAUUCAAUUUUGAUCCCCUUUACUUCACUAGUAUAGACUCCAUGGUCAAAAGAAAAAUUUAAAGCAAACUCACGCAUUAAGUUGGGAUACAUUGGGUUACAGCAAUAGUUUCCCAUUAAAGAUUCCCAAGCUUGAUUUUGCAAGAUGGCGUGAAAUUGAGGAAAAAAGUUUGAUUCAUACCAUUGUUUAUCCAAUCCAAAGCCAACAAUCAUUUCUUUUGAUAUCUGUUCAGCAGAUACCUGAACAUUAACCUUUGCCCUCUUUGAGGAUGAUUUCCUCACUGUAGCAUCUCCUUUUCGCUUCGAACUUUCAUGCACUUCAGAAGGAUUAGGGGUUUCCUGUUGCUUUCUUGAUGAAGACUCAGUUUUGGGAGUGAGUAGUGUUGGAUAGAUGAGUUGAAGAGGUUUGGGUUGUUUCAUUUUUGGGGUUUGAUUCUUUUUGGUGCUUCAUUGUUCUUGUUUAGGUAUAUGGACACAUAAAGUGAAAUGGAAACAGACUAGUUUAGUGAAGAACUAUGAUGAUUUAACUCCCGCUAUUUUAAUGGAAAUUGCUGGGUAAAUAUAUGUAUUAAAUAUUAUGAAACUUUUAUGAAAAUGAAAAAUAAAUGGAAAUUUUAUGCUACUAUAAUCCGAUCAAAUCAAAUAAGCAAUCAUAUGAGCAUUCACAGUAUAUACUUUUAAAUGGUGCGUACCUGAUCCUUUCGAUAAUCGAUUUUUCAAUCAAGAUUUUGUGGUUGAUCGACCUUUUCAAUUUUCAUUCUGACUUUAAGGAUCACAUAUGUCACCCACUUCAAUGCAGCUUGAUCAUGCCAAGUUCCAAUCUCAUUUUCUCAUGCUGUUCCCUUGGAAGUAGUUUAGUCAUGAUAUCUGCUAUUUGCUCGUUGGAGUUUACAUGCUUGACAAUAAUAUUUUUGUUUUCAACAUUAUCCUUAAGAAAAUGAUGCCUAAUGUGGAUGUGUUUUACUCGUGAAUGAUGCACUGGACCUUUAGAUAUGAAUAUGGCACUGGUAUUAUCACAAUAAAUGGGAACACAUUCAAACUUAAUACCAAAAUCUCUUAGCUGCUGUUUUAUCCAAAGCAUUUGGGAACAGCAAGCUGCUGCUGCUACGUAUUCAGCUUCGGCUGUGGAUAAUGCAACAGUGUUUUGUUUCUUGAAUUCCAUGAAACUAAACAUGAGUCAAGAAAUUGUACCAUACCUGAUGUACUUUUUCUAUUAGCUAGAUCACCUGUAUAAUCUGCAUCACUAAAACCUUUCAAAUCAUAAACAUCACUUUUAGGAUAAAAUAAGGACAAGUCAUCUGUUCCCUUCAAGUAUCUUAGAAUUCGUUUAACUGCAGUGAGAUGUGAUUCUUUAGGAUUGGAUUGAAAUCUAGCACAUAAACCAACACUAAAACCAAUAUCGGGUCUACUAGUAGUUAGAUAUAAUAAAGAGCCAAUCAUGCCUCUAUACAUAGUUUGAUCAAUAGUUGUUCCAUUUGGGUCUUCAUCUAAUCUAACACUUGUAGCCAUAGGUGUAUGGUUGGUUUUAGCAUUGUUUAGUCCAUAUUUCUGAAGAAGUUCUUUGAUGUAUUUUUGUUGAUGAAUAAAAAUAUCAUUUUCAGUUUGUUUAAUUUGCAACCCAAGGAAGAAGUUUAGUUCUCCCAUCAUACUCAUUUCAAAUUCAUUACUCAUUAGGUUAGCAAAUUCUUUACACAACAGUUCAUUGGUCGCACCGAAAAUAAUAUCAUCAACAUAAAUUUGAACAACUAAAAUAUCAUAACCUUUAUUCUUAAAGAUUAAGGUUUUGUCAAUUUUUCCUCUUACAAAGUUAUUCUGAAUCAAAAACUUUGAUAAUCUUUCAUACCAUUGCCUAGGAGCUUGCUUCAAGCCAUAUAAAGCUUUGUCAAGCUUGUAGACAUGAUCAGGACAAGAGGUAUUCUCAAAACCUAGGGGUUGUUCAACAAAAACUUCUUCAUCAAGAAAACCAUUUAAGAAAGCACAUUUCACAUCCAUUUGAUAUAAUUUAAAGUUCAUAAAUGCAGCAACAGAGAUUAAAAUUCUAAUAGCCUCUAACCUUGCUACCGGAGCAAAUGUCUCGGUGUAAUCAAUACCUUCUUGUUGAUUGUAUCCUUUGACCAUGAGCCUUGCUUUAUUUCUAACAAUUAUUCCAUGCUCAUCAAGUUUAUUCCGAUACACCCAUUUCAAUCCAAUUACCUUUUUGUGUUUUGGUUUGGGUUCCAAAUGCCAUACUUUAUUUCUUUCAAAUUCAUUUAAUUCAUCUUGCAUGGCUAUGAUCCAUUCGGAAUCCUUUAGAGCUUCUUCAUGAUUCUUGGGCUCGACAGAUGAUAGAAACGCAAAGUGUGCACAAAAGUUUCUCAUUUGAGAUCUAGUUUGUGUUCCUUUAUUCAAAUCACUUAUAAUCAAAUCAAGAGGAUGGUAUUUUUGAUAUCUCCAAGGUUUUGGCACAAAAUCUCUUGUGGGAACAAUAGCAUGUUCUGGUUCAUCAGCUUGAUCAACAUUCUUUUCAGCUGCUGGAUCGUUUUGCUCUUCUGUGGGAACAGCUGGAUUGGGAGCAGUCUGUUGGUUCUGAAGUACUGGCAGUUCCUGAUCAAGACCGUUCCUUUCUGCCUUUUCUGGGAUCAGCUGUUCACCUGUUGUUCCUUGAUCUUGCAUUUUCAUUUCUUCUUCAUCAUUCUCUAGAUUUGCAAGACCUAUCUUAAAAUUAUUUGUAUCCUGUUCACUUGACAAUAAGUUAGUUUCAUCGAAAAUUAUGUGAACAAAUUCUUCCACGCUCAUUGUUCUUUUGUUAUAAACUCUGUAAGCCUUACUAUGUGAUGAGUAGCCAAGAAAUACUGCUUCAUCACUUCUUUCAUCAAACUUCCCUAUAUUUCGUUUUCCAUUUACAUGAACAAAACAUUUGCAUCCAAACACACGAAAAUAGGAAAUAUUUGGUUUAACACCUUUAAGCAAUUCAUAGGGUGUCUUUGAAGUGAUUGGUUUUGUUAAUACACGAUUCAAAAUAUAACAUGCAGUAUUAACAGCUUCGGCCCAAACAUUUCUAGGUAGACCACUAGCAAUUAACAUGGUUCUAGCCAUUUCCUCUAAAGUUCUAUUUUUCCUUUCUACUACACCAUUUUGUUGUGGUGUUCGUGGUGCCGAAAAAUUAUGACUUAAUCCAUGCUCAUUGCAAUAAUUCAUGAAACUUGAAUUUUCGAAUUCUCUUUCAUGAUCUGACCUUAUGUGAAUAAUUUGAUUAAUGGUAGAUUUUUGUAUUUUGUUAGCGAAAGAAACAAACUCAUUAAAGGCUUCAUCUUUACUAACUAAAAAUAAAAUCCAAGUAAAUCUAUUAUAAUUAUCAAUAAUAACGAACACAUAUCUUUUGCCACUACGGCUUUGUGUUCUCAUAGGUCCACAUAGAUCCAUAUGUAAUAAUUCAAGUGGUUUAGAGGUGGUCACAACAUUCUUUGGUUUAAAAGAUGACCUAACUUGUUUUCCUUUGGCACAAGGAUCACAAAUUUCAUCCUUAAGAAAUUUUAUAGCUGGUAGUCCUCUAACUAGGUCUUUUGAUCUUAAUGUAUUAAUCAAUGUAUAACUAGCAUGACCUAGACGCUUAUGCCAAAGAAGUGGGUCGUCUUCUAUAACGCUUAGACAUGUUAGACUGGUUUUGGGAACAGUGUCCAGGUCCACAACAUAAGUGUUCCCUUUUCUGAUUUCCUCAAGAACAGUGUCUCCUGUGUCAUUCCUAGAAAUAAUGCACCCUUUUUGAAGUAAAGUUCAUAGAGUUACCUUUAACGCAAAAUUGAGAAAUGCUUAGUAAGUUAUGUUUCAAAUCCUCGACUAAAAAUACAUUAUCGAUAGCAUGGGAACAUGACCUUCCAACUUUUCCUUUGGCUAUUAUCUCACCCUUCAUAUUGUCACCGAAGGUUAUUGUUCCCCCAUCAUAGGCUUCAAGUGAGAGAAACUAAGAUUUGUCACCCGUCAUGUGCUUGGAACACCCACUGUCGAGAUACCAUGAGCUGUUCCCCCUCACUUGGACCUGAAAAAACUAAUUGUUAGUUACAGGAACCCAGACUUUCUUGGGUUCCUUGUCGAUUUUGCAUGAAUCAUUUUUCUUAAUCUGAAUGUUAUCGACAUAGUUUCUGUUAGAGACAGUGUACUGUUCCCUUUUGGUGCACUGGUCCUUCAGAUGACCAGUUCCUCCACAGAAGGAACAGAACCUGUCGCUAGGGAGAUCAACGUAAGCCUUUUUCUUCUUGUUAUUCUUAAAAUAUUUUAGGCCUUUUGAAUUUUUACUUUUAGCAUCUUGAAUCCAUUUGGGAGUAAUUUUGAUUUUCCCUUUUUCUCUUGAACUUAAUUCAAGCUUGUCAUCAUUGUUACGGUCGGAUUCCUGAUUUAAUUUUAAAUUUUGAAAAUCAUAGCAUAAAUCUUUAAUAGAUACAUCAUUCAAUUCUUCAUUUAAGCCUAAUAAUUUGUAUUGUGAUAACUCAAUAUUAAGAAUAACAUUUUCCUUUUUAAUUCUCUCCAUACUUUCCUUUAGGAUUAUGUUUAGGUCCAACAAACCGAAAAAUCUGUUUUGGACAUCAUAUUUAAAGGUGUUUAUAUAGGAGACAUGGUCUUUGCUUACCUUGAGUUCCUUUUCUAAUUGGAGACACUUAACAUUACAAUUUUCAAGUUUAGCUUGUGUCUCCUUUAGCAACUCUAUUAAUUUAUUUUUACUAAAUUUGGAUGGAUGAAAAUAAAAUGAGUUAGAAAUAUGUACCUGUUGCGGGUUUGAGAACAAUUUCAUUGUUGGAGUUAGUAGUGGUUACCUCAAAAUCUCCAAUUUCGAUUACUCUCCAAACUUGAUAAUUUUCCGCUUUGAUAAAGAUCUCCAUCCUAUUUUUCCAUUAUUUAUAGAAUUUUCAAUCGAACAUGGUUGGUCUUUGAGUAGAAUACCCUUCUUCCAUUCGCUCGUUCAUAAUUGACAUUUUCGGGAAUACCAGGAUUCUGCCCUCAAGGUUUCCUGAUCUACUGGGAACAGGGCUCUGAUACCAAUUGUAGACUCAAUUAGGAACAGGAACAGCAACAAGAGGGGGGGUGAAUUGUUGUUGUUACUAGUUUAAGCGUUUUUGCCCUGUUUUUGCGGAAUUGAAUAAAAUAAAUAAAGCUUAAACUUAGAGCGAAAUAAUUAAAAGAGACAAACGAUUUUUACGUGGAAACCUUCUAGGCCUAAAUAGAAGGAAAAAACCACGACCCCUCGGGAUUUCUAAAUUCUCCACUAUGUUUAAGGCAACUCGUUACAAUUACAUUAAACAUCUUACUUCACUCGAAGCGCAUCAACUAGGCCAACUCUUCUCUCUUAAAUUGCUUCACUCAAAGCAACAAACUUAGCUUCACUAAAAGCUAAUUCUCACCACUAGCUUCACUAGAAGCUUUCUCCUUAGCUUUACUCAAAGCUAAUCUCUUCUCUAGCUUCAUUAAAAGCUAUCUAAUUUCCCCCUUAGACUCACCCGAGUCUAAUUACAAAUUCUCUCAAAAACCCUUACAAAGGAUAAAAAUUCUCUAAAAAUAAAAUCAAUGAGUUGCACAAGAAAAUAUUAUAAAUUAAUUGGCAUUUUAAAAACAAAAUUUUCUUGUAAAAAUUCUCCCAAAAUUACGUAUGAUUUAAUGGCUCAUACUAAGGCGAGUUUUGAAUAAUAACCGAGCCCACUAUUUAUAAAGCUAAAAUCCCUAAGAAUAAGGAAUAUUCCAAUCCAUUAUCCCAUUAUCAAAAGAUCAUGGGAGUAAUGUGGAUUUUAAUAACCAAGUCUUCCUACGGUUAAUCUUAAAAAUAGGCAUUUAAAGUUGACCAAUUCAAGCCCACGGUUAUUUAGCAAUAACCGCUGUUCCCUAAUAAUAGGUUCUGUUCCCUUUAAGGCAGCAGUUUUACAAACAGCUGUUCCUGUUCCAGUACUAAUUGCUGGAACGUGUUUGCUAUAAAUAGAAACGGUUAUACUGAUUGGGAAUGAUUACUUGCUAACUUUUAGGAAUAAAGACGGUUUAGAAUGAUAGCUAAGACCCAUUCAACAACCACUAUGUCUAUUUUUAGCAAAUCCAAAAUUUACUAAAUAUAGAUCCUAAAAUAAAGGAUCUUUAUUUAGAGGCUCAUACGUAAAGUAAUUUUAAGAAAACUUUUUGCCAAUUAAUUAUAAUAACUAAUAAAUGCAACAAAUUAACUUUAUUUAAUACAUUAACUAAAAAUAAUAAUUAUAAAUAAAUAACCAGAAUUUCCAGUUAACGUAGGCUGACUCCAGUUCAGGAACAGUGCGCUGUUUCCAGAAUCCAGUUUUGCUAGAACAUCCAACUUAGGAACAGUAGACCUGCUGUCUCCAUUUUACAUCCCAAGCGAUAUACUUCUUCUAACAUCCCUUGAAUCCUUUUGACACGUGCAUUCCCAUGAACUAAGCCAUAGGUACUAUCAACGAUCACAAUUAAUCGGAUAUCGACCUGCACACAAUCUCUAAACACAUAUUUGUUUAAAUAAAGUGUAGUCAUCAUCAAAACUCAUGAGGUCCAACAUGCUUCACAUUCUAUUUUGUUUUGAUGUGCAAUUAUGUUUUGUCUUGUUUUGUGGUACGUAUUUGCUUCUGGGUCAAACAGAGAGAAAGACAAAUAACUUAUUCAUGUUCUUCAUGUACAGGGCUAUUUUGACAGCAAUAUAUGCUCUUGUAACCAGUUUUGGAUUUGAUUCUUGAUGGUUUGAUAACCUUCUUAUGUUUAUUUCUUUGCUUGAUUGAUCUUAGGUUUUUCUCCUUCGUAUAACAUGCCAUAACUUAGCAGCUAGUAUUGCCUAGCUAAUGACCAACAUGAUAACAUAGUAGUCAUAUGCCUUUUCUUUGUUAAUUAGUUCUUCUUGUAGUUUAUAUAAAUGCAUGAGAUAAUAUGCUAAUAUGCAAGGUAUGGUUUUUGAGUGAAUCUUGUCAAGAAGAAGGUAUCUCCGGCAUGUAUGGUUUUUGUGAUGCUAAUAUGCUUUCUCCAUUAUCACCAAUAGAGAAAGAAGAGGAUCGAUCUUACUACAUGGCUAGCAUUUUCGCAUGUAAUAAUGCUAAGAACAAAAACCAAUUAUUCAUGGCACCUUAUUACGAAAAUCGGCAUUGGAUGUUAGCAAUUAUUAGUCCAUGGAAGGGAUUGGUUUAUUGGUUAGAUCCUGCUGGUGUGGAAAAUAAAGUGCGUGAAAAUGCUCGUAAAAUUAUUUAUGAGGGGCUUGUGAAGUUUAGCAUGGUCCAUCAAAAGGAUCUCAAAAAAAUUAAAAAGAAUCCUAAAGUUGGUUGGAACAAACUAAAAUGUCCUCGUCAACCUCAAGACGCCAAAUACAGUGGAUAUUAUGUAUGCCGUUAUAUGCUUGAGACUAUUGAAAGUAGGCAACAAUUGAUUUUGGAGGAGUUUUCCCCUUGGGCUCCUUCAACUUAUUCUCAGGAGAGCAUUGAUCAAAUUCGAGAUUUAUGGAUUUCUUACGUUGUCAAACAUAGGCAACAAAAAUUGGAGAAGGAAGCAGAAGAUUUGGAUGAUGUGUUACAAGAUCAUAUCGAUGGAAAUUAUUACAGAUUAGAAUUCAUGAAGAAUUUUGAUGACAUUUGACUUUUGGAAUAAGAUAAUUGUAUAGUUGAAUUAUAGUCUAUAUAUAUGAUGAAAUGGUUUAUAAUUUUUGCUGUUGGUAUGGCAUGUAUGA